ACUCAGUCAUCUGCUGUUUCUUUUCAACAAUGGCUAAUUUCAGAAUAUCAGUUUCGGUGUUGUUUUGCAUUGUGUCGGCGGGGCUGGCAGCUGGGCAAGAUGGAGGUCCGUUCGGGGCGUCACAGGGUGGGAUGAGGAGGGAGAUGGUACCGGCUUUGUUCAUUUUUGGAGAUUCUCUUAUUGACAAUGGGAACAACAAUAACAUUCCUUCGUUUGCCAAGGCUAACUAUUUUCCCUACGGAAUUGACUUCAAUGGCGGUCCUACCGGGCGCUUCUCCAAUGGCUACACAAUGGUUGAUGAAAUAGCUGAAUUGCUGGGACUACCUCUGAUCCCUGCAUACUCUGAAGCUUCUGGGGAUCAAGUGCUCCAUGGGGUCAACUAUGCCUCAGCAGCUGCAGGAAUUCUUGACAUCACCGGAGGAAAUUUUGUCGGUCGGAUACCGUUUGAUGAACAGAUCAGGAACUUCCAGAGUACCCUUGAUCAGAUUACAGCAAACCUUGGGGCAAUUGAUGCAGCGCGGUCCUUGGCAAAGUGUCUGUUCUUUGUGGGGAUGGGCAGCAAUGACUACCUCAACAACUACCUCAUGCCUAAUUACCCAACCCGAAAUCAAUACGAUAGCCAGCAAUAUGCUGAUCUCCUUGUUUCACAAUACGAUCGCCAACUCACUCAACUUUACAAUCUUGGAGCACGGAAAUUUAUCCUGGCGGGGUUAGGAAGAAUGGGCUGCAUUCCGAGCAUCCUGGCUCAGAGCUCAAGUGGCGGCUGUUCAGAAGAAGUGAAUCAGCUUGUUUUACCUUUCAAUGCAAAUGUGAAGGCCAUGAUGAACAGACUUAAUGUCAAUCUACCCGGUGCCAGAUUCAUAUACAUUGAUAGUGCAAACUUGUUUGAAGACAUUGUCACCAAUGCUGGAACUUAUGGAUUUAGUGUUGUAGAUCGUGGGUGCUGUGGCAUUGGGAGAAACAGAGGGCAGGUUACUUGUCUUCCAUUUCAAACACCAUGUCCAAACAGAGAUGAAUAUGUUUUCUGGGAUGCGUUCCAUCCAACUGAAAAGGUGAACAUCAUCAUGGCGAGGAAGGCCUUCAAUGGGGAUAUAAGCAUAGUUUAUCCCAUAAACAUAGAGCAACUUGCCAAUUUUGAUAUUGAGAAUUAGUUAAAAGAAAAGGAGUCCGUGGAUUCCCUCUUGAAGGGAAAAGAGGAAUCAAGUCUGAUUUUGCACUUCAAUAUGGCUUCAUCAUUCCUGGAAUCAGUACGACUUGUGUUAAUCUCCAUGUAUUUCAAUUUCAUGUUCUUCGGUAAUACAUAUCGUAGCACUGU
This is a messenger RNA of Rubroshorea leprosula, 1315 nucleotides long. NCBI's taxonomy places the organism in Eukaryota, Viridiplantae, Streptophyta, Magnoliopsida, Malvales, Dipterocarpaceae. The record is from the annotation of a GenBank genome assembly.